Molecule: messenger RNA, 2384 nt
Organism: Colius striatus (speckled mousebird)
Lineage: Eukaryota; Metazoa; Chordata; Aves; Coliiformes; Coliidae
Gene: LOXL1
Product: lysyl oxidase like 1
Exons: 7
Coding region: 82-1749 (555 amino acids)
Biological process (GO): peptidyl-lysine oxidation
Molecular function (GO): protein-lysine 6-oxidase activity; copper ion binding
Source: RefSeq, a predicted model, not a curated record
CCGCUGCCCGCCCCGGAGCCGCACCGCCGGGGCCGGGGAAGGGGAAGCCGCGCGGGGACUGGCGGCACGAGCGCUGUCGGGAUGGCGCGGGGGGCAGCGUGGAGGCUGUGGGCAGCGCUGGGCUGCGGGCUGUGCCUGCUGGCGGGCGGGCAGGAGCAGGCGGGCGGCCGGCAGCCCUGGAGGCAGCUCAUCCAGUGGGAGAACAACGGCCGCGUUUACAGCUUGCUUAAUACCGGCGCCGAGUAUGUACCGGCAAGGCAGGAGAGACCCGGAGGGAGCCGGGUGUUGCUGGCGGGGACGCUGAGGGGAGCAACGGGCAGCGUCCGGCGGCAGGCACCGGCAGUAGCGCCGCGACCGCCGGGCUCCGAGACGGUGCGGGGGCAGACGCGGCAUCCCUUCGGCUUCGGGCAGGUGCCCGAAAAUUGGCGCGAAGGCCCGGUGGGCGACAGUACCGCUUCGCAACGGCUCCGGCCCGCUGGCCGCUUGCGACAACCUUCCUCCGCCUCCUCCUCUUUCGCCUACGCCUCCGCCGGGCAGCCACCAUACCCCGAAUUCCCCUUUGCCCCUCAGCACGAGCCCUAUGAGGCGCCCCGGGCGUACGACGAGGCGUACACCUAUUACCGGAGCGCCGGCGGGGCAGCCGUGGCUUCGGCGGCAGCGGGUGCCAGCGUGGUUUACCCCUUCCAACCCCAGGCACGCUAUGAGGACUACGGGGAGGAACAGAGCCCCUACAGAGCCCAGGGUCACUACCCGGCAGCUGAGCGCCCCUACGUGCCCGUCGCUCCCCAGCCAGUUGACAGCCUGGACCGCCGGUAUUCCCAUAGCUUGUAUCACGACACGGGAGGCUCACCAGAGCAGAGUGCCACAGACACAUACACCAACCAGCAAUCUGCUGGCCAUGACAUCGUGUCAGCAGAUAACCUACAAGGUCCCACCAGGACUGGGUAUGGGGGCCAGUAUGUCCCCUAUGAGCUGCAGCCUCCUUUUCGGGCACUGGAGCCUUAUGUGAUGUCUCGCCCUGAGUCCUACCUGCCUGCCAGGAGCCCUGAAAUGCCUCAGGCUGUCCCUGACAGUCAAGCCCGGGUCAGCGUGGGCAGUGUCUACAGGCCCAGCCACAGUGGACGGGGUCUCCCUGACUUGGUGCCGGACCCCAACUACGUACAAGCAUCCACCUAUGUACAGCGAGCUCACCUGUACUCACUGCGCUGUGCUGCUGAGGAGAAGUGCCUGGCCAGCACUGCCUACACUGCCGAAGCCACCGACUACGACAUCCGGGUGCUCCUGCGGUUUCCCCAACGGGUGAAGAACCAGGGGACAGCCGACUUUCUGCCCAGCCGACCCCGGCACAGCUGGGAGUGGCACAGUUGCCACCAGCACUACCACAGCAUGGAUGAGUUCAGCCACUAUGACCUGCUGGAUACCACUACAGGGAGAAAGGUGGCUGAAGGCCACAAGGCUAGCUUUUGCCUGGAAGACACCACCUGCGAUUUUGGCAACCUGAAGCGUUAUGCCUGCACAUCGCACACCCAGGGCUUGAGCCCAGGCUGCUACGAUACCUACAAUGCUGACAUCGACUGCCAGUGGAUUGAUAUCACAGACGUGCAGCCAGGGAAUUACAUCUUAAAGGUUCAAGUGAACCCCAAAUACAUCGUCCUGGAGUCAGACUACACCAACAAUGUAGUGAGGUGCAACAUCCAUUACACUGGCCGCUAUGUCGCCACGACAAACUGCAAGAUUUCCCAAUCUUGACGGGAGCAGAGGCGGAGGGACAUCACCUGCUGCAGCUUCUGUGUCCCCCUCUUGAGAAAGGGCCUGAUCUGACUCCUCUGUCUCACUGCAGACCCAGGAGCCCAUCACCAGCUCCUUGAAACAACCCCAACCCCAUCAUUUUGUCACUUUUAAAGCAGGGGAUGCAAGAAGGACUCUUUUAUACUUAACUUUUCUUUAACCUUCUGGGAUUUUUCCCAUUUCCCAAGGUAAACCGACGCUGGAAGCAAGUUAGAGACCCAUAAAAGCCAUAUAAAUGCUGUAAAGUGCCUAUCAGCAAUAGAAUGUUCUGGAGACUUUAAGCCCUUUGGCAUUUUUUUCGGAGGGAGAUGUCUCUAGCAAUGCUGCCUCCCUGGAGUGGGGAAGAAGACAGCCAGGGUUUGGAGGUGCUACCCUGGCACAGAUGCUGGACCACUCUUCUUGAGGUGGCUGCCACAUUGGGAUGCUCCAGGUACUUGUACUGAAGAUACUGGAAAUCUCAUCACAUUAACAGGGCACUCGCUCUGUUUUUUGGCUUUUAAAACUCAAGAGGGAGUCUGUGAAAUGGCUGGAAGUCUUGGUUUAUUAUUGUUAAUAUUAUUGUUAUUUUCAUGAGCUUUGAAAACAGAAACCAUUAA